CAGAUUUGCUUUGGAUUAGCAAUCAGAACUUAAGUUUAUCUGAUGGAAACAAAAUCUGAAAAGAGAAGAUUGCGAGUCCCAUGAUGUAAGACAGUGUUUGGGUGAUUCCGUUUCCAUUGGUACUAAGCUAUAUCUGAGCAUAGAAUGGAAUUCAGAACUUCAUGAAAGAAGAACUGCUGUCUAGAGGGUUGAUGUCACAUAGCCUGUGUCCUCACUGACAGUGGCUAUCCAUUCUGCCAACUCUGGUGGAAGAUUACACUUCUCAAAACUUUAUCCAGCCAAGAAGACUCAGAAGGUAUGUUUAAGUCUUUUGACCUCCGCACGAUAAUUAUGUUCGCCAUUGGUAGCGGGAUCCUGGCGGCCAUGCUCAUGCUGAUAGGACUGGUCCUCUGUCUUCACGUCAAACUCUCCAAGGCACUGAAAGCUGCAAAGGAAUGCUGUUCAAACAAGUUCCAGAGUAAGGGAAACCCACCUAAAGGCAUCACCGAGACUUCUCCUGCCCUCCAGUGCUGUGAUGAAUGUAGCAUGUAUACAGAUUAUGAUUCCCUGCCACCUUGCCUUUGUGGCAAAAAUGAGGGACUCUGACAUGGGAAUG
Molecule: messenger RNA, 595 nt
Organism: Urocitellus parryii (Arctic ground squirrel)
Lineage: Eukaryota; Metazoa; Chordata; Mammalia; Rodentia; Sciuridae
Source: RefSeq, a predicted model, not a curated record